CUUCUUAACCAUAAAUAACCACAAAAACCACACAAAAACAAUAGUACACAAACAUAACUCGUUCAUUCAUUUUUCCUCGAACACAAAAAAAACACCAUGUGUCCUUCUGGCCGAACCCUCCGCCCUCAACCUUCCACGUCAGAUUUUCGUCCGGCAUUCGACAUUCUAGACGCCGAUUCCGACGGCAAAAUAAGCCGCGAAGACCUCCGCUCGUUCUAUGCCACCGUUAGCGGAGGCGUCAAUGGCGGAGACGACGCCAUCCGUGCGAUGAUGUCGGUAGCGGACACGAACAUGAACGGAUUCGUGGAGUACGAGGAAUUCGAACGCGUGGUAAGCGGAAACGGAGAAAAGAAACCGUUAGGAUGUGGGGCCAUGGAAGAUGUGUUUAGGGUGAUGGAUAGAGACGGUGACGGUAAACUUAGCCACCAUGAUUUGAAGAAUUAUAUGGCUUGGGCUGGCUUUGUUGCCACCGAUGAUGAAAUAAGCGCUAUGAUCAAAUUUGGUGGUGGCGAUCGAGACGGUGGCGUUAGUUUUGAUGGUUUGGUUCGUAUAUUAGCUUUUGAUCAUUCCGCCGCCUCUGCUAAUUGAUUUUGGGUUGGGAUAUUGCGGAAUUCUUCGAGGCUUUGGAAAAUCCUUUUUUGUGGAGGUCGGUGUUUGUAUGCCCUUAAGCUACUUACUCCAUUCUAGUGAAAAAAUAGAUAAAUAGAUGUAUUUGAUUUAAAUUUAAAUUAAAUAUAUCGUUUUUUUUUUUUAUAUAUAUUUUACGAUUGAGGGAACAUAUGUUAUUUUGUAUAGUGAGAAUUUAAGUUGAGCAUUUCCAAAAGAUGUACGUUUGUUUUCUGCGAAUUUAUGGUUGAGCGCUAAGAUGCAAUGUGAAAUUAUGAAUGAAUGGAUGUAUUACUGUGAGCUUAAUUUAUUCGUUAGAUAUGCACUAAGAAGUUACUUUGUUUUUUAA
This is a messenger RNA of Cicer arietinum (chickpea), 955 nucleotides long. Its product is annotated as calcium-binding protein CP1. Gene Ontology annotation, molecular function: calcium ion binding. The record is from RefSeq and is a predicted model, not a curated record. NCBI's taxonomy places the organism in Eukaryota, Viridiplantae, Streptophyta, Magnoliopsida, Fabales, Fabaceae.